AUUCCUUCUCCUUUCAUCCUAUUUCAUUCCUCUCUUUUUUUGUCGUUUUUUCUUACCUUGAUAUCAUCUAUCCCCCAUUCUUGCCGCCGUUUUACCUCCUUCGAUUCUAUCGUCUGUUGUUUCUGGUUGCCGUAAUUCUGCUCUGCUGAUGUACUGGUUUCGGAUCCUUAUCAGUUGUUUCCUUUCCUCUGCAUUUUCUCUGCUCUGAAGUGUCUGGAUUGAGUCGGUUUCUUUUUUUCUGCUGGAUUUCUGCGAUUCUGGAUUUAGCUUCGUCUAACGUUGUUAUUCUAAUUGCUCUUGUGAUUCUUGUUUGUGUUGGAUGAAUUUCAAUGUCAGAGGUUUUGUUGUAAGGAUAAGGAGUGGGAAGCUGCUGUGGUGCUGGUGAGGGAUAUGACGGUCUGACGUAGAGAACGGCGAGAUGGACGAUAGAGGUGGUGGAUCGUUUGUUGCUGUGAGGAGGAUUUCUCAAGGACUGGAGCGAGGAAAUACUUGCCAUUCGUCUUCAGCUGAGGUUGUGGCAGGAUCAGCUGCAUGGCUUGGCCGGGGUCUUUCUUGUGUUUGUGCACAGAGAAGAGAAAGUGAUGCGCGCUCAUCAUUUGACUUAACCUCUGCACAGGAGGAAUGCUUGCUGAGACUGCAGAACCGCAUAGAUAUUGCUUAUGAUAGUUCAAUCCUUGAGCACCAGGAGGCUCUAAGGGCUCUAUGGAAUGUGGCCUUCCCGGAGGAAGAACUUCGUGGUUUGAUAUCUGAGCAGUGGAAGGAAAUGGGCUGGCAAGGAAAGGAUCCAUCGACAGAUUUUAGGGGUGGUGGUUUUAUUUCAUUGGAGAACUUGUUAUUCUUUGCCAGAAAUUUUCCGAAGUCAUUCCAGGAUCUUCUUCGAAAGCAGGAAGGAGAUCGGUCUCUAUGGGAAUACCCAUUUGCUGUAGCUGGGGUGAACAUCACAUUUAUGCUUAUUCAAAUGCUUGAUCUUGAAGCAGUUAAGCCACGGACACUUGUGGGAGCAACUUUCUUGAAGUUUCUUGCAGAAAAUGAUUCGGCAUUUGACAUACUCUAUUGUAUCACGUUCAAACUAAUGGAUCAUGAAUGGCUUGCCAUGCGUGCAUCAUAUAUGGACUUCAAUACGGUAAUGAAAGCAACACGACGACAACUAGAAAAAGAGCUCCUAGCCGAGGACAUUUCAAGACUAGAAGAACUACCCUCAUACGGCCUUCUCAAUCAAUAGUGUUUGUUUGCGGACCAAACAUCUCAUUUUCUAAUGGAAACAGCUUGUGGGAAAGGAAAAGUUACUACGGUAUCGCUUCCAUAGCUUUUAACUAGUUAGUGUUUCUUUUUUUUUGUACAUGAUUAUUCUGCUCGUCCCAUUUUCAAGUGGCUUGCCCUUUUGCUCCUUUGGCUAGUAGUGUAUCCAUCCAUUCCCACUUCCUUUCUUCCUUCCACCUUUAUUGUAGUUUUCCCUCUCUUUUUUUUUUUUGUCUUUGUCUUUGUUUCUUCUCGGAAUUUGAGGUUGAGACCUGUUUGCAAUUAAGUUUGAUGGAUGAGCUUUUUUUU
This is a messenger RNA of Cucurbita moschata (crookneck pumpkin), 1548 nucleotides long. RefSeq names its product ELMO domain-containing protein A-like. The transcript has 9 exons. Lineage: Eukaryota; Viridiplantae; Streptophyta; Magnoliopsida; Cucurbitales; Cucurbitaceae. The record is from RefSeq and is a predicted model, not a curated record. The coding region runs from base 419 to 1222 and encodes 267 amino acids.